AUGGCGGAUAAACUGGGAGCUAUUGGUAAGAACGUAGAUAUACCUUAAAUGAACCGAUUUGUGGGCAUGCCACUCGAUCUUUACUGCAUCAUGAAAUGUCUCUUUAUCAGAUGAAUCCAGCCAAUGGAUGAACAAGAAGGCUGCACUUCAAGCCGAAUGCGUUUUCGAAUGUCUGUACCCAGGAAGAAAUGCCUGCACUCGAAAAUUGAAAUGCGAUAUAUUUCUACCACCCGAGGAUUCGUUUUUCGAAUCCUUCCGGUCGUGCGCCCAGGAGAAGAAGCUAUUCACUAAAUCCGGGCAGAUAUUUGCCUGUGUUUGUGAGUUUCCUAGCACUUACUAAGUAUUGUCCAUUUCUAUUUUUCAGCAAAAUUGAUGGUGACAAGUGAAGGCGAGAUGUUAAGUAAAAGAAAGUUAUAAUUUGGAGCAUCUAGACUUUGUUAUUUAUUAUUAUUUCACGCCCAGUGAUUCACUCUUCUAAUUCACGAUGAACAUGCCAAUUUUCUUUGUCUUUCCAUCUGUUCGCAUCCUAGAAAUAGGUUAUGGGUUGCCUAAAAAAACAGGCAGUCUUCGGGAGUGUGUGUGUGUGCGAGAAGCAUAUUCUAUCGGACGACGCCAUCUGUCCGACCGUCUUUCGAAUACUAUUUCUUCAAAGGUCAUUCGGGAAAAUGAAAAGGAGAUGUGGAUGACUCUAUUUGAGUCACUUACUCUCAAUACCGCAGAGAUCUUGAUGUUUUCAAUCGAGUUCUGUUAGUGACUAGUGAUGAUGUUUUUUCUUCAAAGUAUUUUCAAAGAAUUAAGAACAUUUAAUGCGAUUCACGUGACCUUUCAGUUUUUAAAGACCACGGAGACUAAUCACGUCUGAAAUGUUUACGUGGCCUUACCUCGCCAUCUUUUUUACGAUCUUUUCAUUUUUGACACGGUAGAAAUGGGGACACCGUAUUCACGUGAACUCACCGGAACAAAAUGAAUCUUAAAGAUGCCGGAAGGAAGUUCACUGGAUUCGCGUGACCUCACUGAGUAAGAUAAAGCUUUGUGAACUGGCAAUAAACAAGUGGUCACGUUAGGAAAAACAUUUGACACGUCAAACUUCCGGUAACAUUUUUCGCAUCGUUUGCAACACCUUCUCCGAUUGCCCUAUCCGUUUUUAUCACAAAAAGUAUUUGCGGAACACACCGAAUCCAGUCCUACAUUUUUCGGUCGCUCAUCGAUCAUUCCCCUCUUCCUUUUCUUGCCUUUUCUUCCUCCGAAUCUUCCAUUCUUUUCUAUUCGUUCACAGAAUUGAGGCCGUGUGAUAUGAUAAGCAAUCGAUUGGAAACCUCUUUUUCCUCCUCUUCCAACAUUAUCAUUCAAUCAAAAUUUUUUCCAUCUGUCGCGCCACACUUUACGUGUUAUCAGUGGACACUGAGUGAAUACCUCAACUAUCAUCAACAAGUUCUCAAAAUUGAUUUUCUUUUCUUUUUCAGUAAUCGGCCGGAAAUGACGACCCGCUAUGACUACGCACUUUUAGAGUUCACCGCUAAUUUGUAAGUUACUUCAGUAGAGCGCAUCCGCCUACAUUGAAAAUUUAGCGCAGAAAAGGUCUAUCGCUACCUAAAAACAAAUAUAUUUCGAAAAACGAGAAAAGAGUGUGAACAACUUUCAGAGCAGAAGCCGAGGCGACGUACGGGGAAAAACUUCAAUCCGUCAUAGACACAUUCUCUCAGUCUCGACUAGAUUUACCUCUCAAAAGACUGUCAGAAAUUUCAAAAAUUCAUGGAAGAGCAGCGCAAAAUUUGCGAAAAUUUAUGGACCCCAAGAAAAAUGAGCACUUGAAUCUGUGGAAGCUGUGCAAUAUCUAUUCGUGUUGUGCAGUUGACCUAGAUAAAGCGAUGCGGGAAACGAGAUCAUCGCUUCGAGCCAAAAUGACAGUGGAAGGAGCAGUUGCGGUGAAGCCAAAACGAAGGAACAUAUUCAACUCGAUUCUGAAUUCCAACUCGACACUUGCCAGCAGAAAUGAAAGUACAGUUGCCGCCGAAGGUUCUCAAGAGAAGGAACGCAAGUGGUUCCCGAAGCUCUACGAUAGAAAGGCAGAUCUUCGGACGAGCCGGAAGAUCACAACUUCUUCUCUGGAGCAAAAUGAGAAGGAGGAAAAAGAAAUGACAGGGUCAAAAUCGACUCCGCCCACGCCGCCCGUUAUCAGGGCCCAUGCUCCGCUGACUGUGAGUUCAAAGAAGCGUAGCUAAUCUCAGUUUCUUUUUAUUUUCCAGACAAGUGCAUCCGUGGCUCCAGAGACGCUCAGCAAGCCCCCGAGGCCUCCGCGAGCCACCAUAAUCAUCCCUCCGGAUGUCCCAUCUACCGUACUACCUCCACUCCCUGCCACGUCACCUCCACAAAUGUACGCCACGCCAGUCUACGCGGAUCUCCAGAAGGCGUCGCUAAACAACAAUAAUCGAGUAGGCGGGAUUGUGGAAGAACAUUCGCUGCGUCAUUCGGAUGAUGCUCCUCCCAAGUCAUCAGUAGUCCGAAUUCGAACGGACGUGGAAGUGAAUGUGAACGGAGAAUCGCGAAGGAAUGAGACGAAUGUCAGUGCUUAUGGCAGUCCGUACUUGAACAAGAGCCAUUAUGUGAAUAUACGGCCGCCCAUUGCUCAGAAGCCCAAGAUUAUUCCUCCAGGUUAGUGAUGUCAGUUUAAUGCAAAAAAUUCUUGAUUUCAAUUUUAACAAUACGUGACCUUUGCAUCUCCACGUAAGAUUUGAAAUCGAACGCGACCUCAACCUUCCAUUAGUCUAACUUUUAACGUAUACUUUCCAGAUCGUUCGCCACGUUUCGAAAGUGACGUGGCACCCACGUUUAUCUCGGUCGACUGCCUGCCUUCGAGUGCUCCGGUCCCUUCACCGCGUACUUAUUUUAACUCGGUAUUUCGAAUGAGAGCAUUCCAACCUAGCUAAGUUCAUUUCUCUUUUCAGAGUGACAUUCCCUCAUCGCAACGCUCUUCUUCGUCUGCCUAUUCCUCCAAUUUCUCGUCGACUUCUUCCUCCUCAAAUGUCAAUGUGACCUCUUUUGCCGUGGCGGACAAUAGUCUAAGUUCUGAAAUAAUCGAAAAUGCUCGAAUUGUUCGCGUCGCCUCCCCGGACGGCCUGCUUCAUAGAUUCUGA
This is a messenger RNA of Caenorhabditis sp. 36 PRJEB53466, 3134 nucleotides long. The record is from the annotation of a GenBank genome assembly. NCBI's taxonomy places the organism in Eukaryota, Metazoa, Nematoda, Chromadorea, Rhabditida, Rhabditidae.